Messenger RNA from Rotaria sp. Silwood1, 1691 nucleotides. The record is from the annotation of a GenBank genome assembly. NCBI's taxonomy places the organism in Eukaryota, Metazoa, Rotifera, Eurotatoria, Philodinida, Philodinidae.
AUGACAUUAAAAUUUGCACUUAAUCAAACACGGAAAGUAUUAAGUGUUUGUGAAAAGAAUCCAAUUGAUGAACAUCCAUUAAAUUAUGAUGAAUAUAAUUCAUUUAAUAUUUGUGCAGCAUCCAAUGUACCACAUUUAUCGGUAAGAAAUUUAAAAAUGAAAUCGAAUUUAAUUUAAAGUAAUCUUUAAUUCUUGUUUAGUGAAAAUCCAUUAUCCGGUGCAGCCUAUUUAUCGGAAUUUAUAGGACAAUUAUAUCGAGUUACAAAAGCGACUGAAAUUGGAAUUCUAAUUCUAUUAUCAUUAUUAUUAACUUUUAAUGCAUAUAUUUAUCAUUUUGAAAAAGUAACUUAUCAUAAGUUCACUUCAGUAGCCACUGAAAUUCUAUGAUAAUGUAUGAAUAAAUAAUCUCAAUUUAUGAAACGAUAUCAAUGCAAUUGAGUACUUUAUAAUUGUUUCAGAAAUUUUAGCGACAUGAUUUCAUUUGAUAUUUGACCUUUGCAAUAUCUCGAUUGAUUCACUCAAUUGGUAACCUACACGCAUCUAUUCAAUAUUCAUAUCGGCAGCUUUUUCUUGCUCAACUUUACUAAACAUAUUGAAAUUCAAAACAAUUGAUUCAAUUUACAAUAAAUGAUUAUUCACAUCAAGAGAAUAAAGAAUUUUGAUUCAUUAUCAGACUGUUGAAAGUGUUGUAAAUAACAUUGAUAUGUAUUAUAUUCACUAAUAAUGAUCUAGUUAUGCAAACAUUACACUAUAUAAUUAAGUCAUUAAUAAGACUAAAACAUAAUUAAAUGUCUAAAGAUAUACAUUUUUUUUUAUAGAUUUCUUCAUAUUUAAAUAAAAAUAAAAAUGAAUAUUCAAUGGUUUAUUUUUCUCAAUUGAAAAACUCUUCGUUAAUUUCGAUCGACUUUUCUCCUGUUUCUCAACGACAGACCUUUUAUAAUUAUAACAAUGAAACGAGAAACAACACCAUCUGGAAGAUAUGUUAUUGAAAAACAAAUUCAAUAAUCAUCAAAUCAAAAUGAAAAUAACAAAGCUGAAACAAUGAGUAAAAUAUGUGGAGAUAAACAUCAUACAACAGUAAGACAAUAUGGUAAAAUAAUUUGAGAAUAUGGAAAUGCAACAAUAGAUGAAUUAGAUCGAAUUGAUUCAUCAUUGAAUGAUAAUAAUGAUCAACUAAUUAUUGGCAAGGAGAGACGAAAGAAAAUAUUAUUCAAGUUUGUCUUUAUUUUGAAAAAAAAACAUAUAGUUGUCUCGCUGCUUUUUUACUUGAUAUAUUCUAUUGUUUCCGCUUUGUCAAAACUGAUUGUCUUUUCCGAUUGAAAAUAAACUUGUCGACAACAUCAUCAUUUUCCUCAACAACUACAGAAGAAAAAAGAAAAAAAGGUGUCAAUUCAGAUCGGACGAGCAUUCGAUAGCUUAUAAACAACUAGACAAAAACUUUUUUUUCUCUAAUCUUCAUUUACGAUUCACUCACACAUUAGAAUAUCGAUUUAAUCUUGAGGGUGUAGGUGUGGAUGUGUAUCUUUUCUUCUGUCACUAGUAUACUCACACCCCACACUCACCCAAGUAUCAAUUGCUAUUUUACAUGAAAAUAUCGAUGAAAAAUAACUUGUAAAGAAUUUUCUAUUUUGUUUAGACAACAUGUCAUAUGUAAAGAAAUGAAUUUUCAAUAUAUCCUGCUUAACCAUUAC